UUUUUUUUUUUUUUUUUUUUUUUUUAAACAAUCUUCUCCGUACAUUGAUCUAUUCAUUUCAUUUUUUUAAAAAAAGAAGAAGAGUAAAAUCAACGCCAAAUAAAAAUGAUAACUUCCCCUAAAUAAUAACCUGAUUGACUUUAUAGAAUCAUGUUGAGAGUCUCUAAAUUAUACAGCACAGGUGCCAUUCGCACCAAUUUACUUUCCACAAACGCCACACAACGUGUCGGAACCGUUAUCAAGCGUUGUGAGAGCACAGUUACCACCGAAGAAAAAAAGUCGGGCUCUGUUUUGAACAAACUUCUUGGCUUAACAUUUUUGUUAGGUUCAGCCUAUGGAGGAGCAGCUUAUUAUGCAUUGAACGACAAAGCUUUCCGCGACACAUACACCACCUACGUACCUGGCGGAGAACAGACAUUGGAAUUGAUCCAAGACAUCCAAAAGAACCAAGACAUGGAUAAAUAUCGUAACGGUGCUUUGGAUUUAAAAAAGCAAGCAGAGGAAUAUGCACAAUCCGCUAAAGUGUACGGUGCCAAGAUUCAAGAGUCUACUGCCAGUGCCGUCGAUUACGCCACCGAGGCCUAUCAACAAUUGACCGGUCAAAAGGAAGCACCCAAACCCUUUGAUCAUAAGACACCCGCUGUUAGCAUCGUUUCCGCUCAAAACAACGUGAACCAAAAGACACCUACGGAUACCACUACCACAGCCGCUUUGACAACCGAUAACAAACAAGCUCCCGCUGUUGUUGCCGUCGCCAUCGAAAAGCCUGAACCCAUCAUUGUCAAGUCUGUCCAAUCCGACAAUGCGGUCAUUCGUGAACUCGAUCAAAUUGUUUCCGAAUUAGCUUCCAUCUUGAACGAUUCCGGAUUAGCUGGUUUGGGUCGUGAAAUCAUUGGAGAUGCCCAAGCCAAGGUUGAAAAGUUGAACAAGGGGUUUGUAUCUUUGGAUGCUGAACAAGCUGCCAUCUUGAGUGCAUUGAAGGAGCUCAGUGCCAAGGGAGAGCAAAUCGAAGGUAGUCUCGAAAAGUUCCAUGUGGAAGCUGGUCAAGCCAUUGAACAAGCCCAUAUCCGCACUGCCGAGCAAAUCAUUGCUCGUGAAGCUCAAUUGAAGAACCAAUUCGAACAAACCCGUGCUGAAAUGAAGACCUCUUUUGCUCAACAAUUAGCUGCUGAUUUAAAUGCUCAAUCCGAGCGUUUGGAAAAGGCUCGUUCCAAUGCUUUAGCCGCUCAAGCUCAAGAAUUGCAACGUCGUUUUGUCAAGGAAGUCAAGUUGCUUGUUGAACAAGAGAGAGCAGGUCGUUUAGCUAAAUUGGACGAUAUCUCCAAGAGAUUUAAGGCACUUGAACAAUCUUCUGUCCAAAACGCCGAGGCCUUGGACAAAUCUCGUCAAUACCAUGUGAUUCAUGUUACUCUGGAUGCCUUCCAAGAAGCCCUUCAAUCUCAACAAAGACAACCUUUCAACAAUGAAUUACAAGCUUUGAGCCUCAACACCAAGGGUGAUAAGGUCAUCCAAACCGUUUUGAGCGCUAUCCCCAAGGAUCUUGCCCAGGAAGGUGUCAACUCCAUCAGUGAAUUAUCCGCUCGCUUUGAGGAAGUCGCGGAUGAGGUUCGUCAAGUGGCUCUCGUACCCGAGGAUGGUGGUUUUGGUUCUCACAUCAUCAGUAUCAUCAUGUCUUAUUUGAUGUUCAAGAAAUCUGGUUUGGUCCAGGGUGAUGAUGUCGAGUCUGUUUUGUCCCGUACCGAUUAUUACUUGAAGAGAGAUAAUUUGGAAUUCGCUGCUCGUGAAUUGAACCAACUUAACGGUUGGCCCAAGAGAUUGGCUGCUGAUUGGAUCCAAGCUGCCAGACGUCAUUUGGAAGUGAAACAAGCAUUAGAGACACAAGCUGUUUUAUUGAACGACGUCAAAAACCAUUUAAAAGAUGGCAUCACCGUCGUUGUUUUGGGGGCUUCUGGUGAUCUAGCCAAGAAAAAAACAUUUCCUGCCUUAUUUGCAUUAUUCUCAAACAACUUUUUACCAAAGAAUACACAAAUUGUGGGGUAUGCCCGUAGCGAAAUGAAGCUGACUGACUUUCAUCGCCGUAUCAAGUCCUUUAUCAAAGCGGAGGAUGAUGAUGGUAAGAUUGACGGCUUUUUAAAAUUAUGUCAUUACGUACAAGGCCAAUACGACAAGGAAGAAAGCUGGCGGAAUUUAGACAGCUAUGUCACUGAUCUAGAGGAUAAACAAGGUUUGACGGAUGAGCAAAAAAAUCGAUUGUUCUAUGUGGCAUUACCUCCUAGCGUCUUCGUCACUGUGGCUUCCGGCCUCCGAAAAUACGUCUAUGGUAAAUCAGCCACCAACUCCAUCGUCAUCGAAAAACCCUUUGGUAAGGAUCUCACUAGCUGCCAAGAUUUGGUAGGAAAAAUCAAGGCGUUGUACAAGGAAGAAGAGCUUUACCGCAUUGAUCAUUAUCUUGGCAAAGAAUUGGCCAAAGAUAUCAUGACCAUCCGAUUUUCAAACAUGAUCUUUUGUCCGCUCUGGGCAAGAACACAUAUUGAUUCUGUUCAGAUCACUUUGAAGGAACCCUUUGGUACUGAAGGCCGUGGUGGUUACUUUGACGAAUUUGGUAUCAUUAGGGAUGUUAUGCAGAACCAUCUUUUGCAGCUAAUGUCGCUUGUGGCAAUGGAGAGACCAAUUGGACGAGAUGCGGAGGCUAUUCGUGAUGAAAAAGUAAAGGUGCUAAAAUGUAUUCAGCCAAUCAAAUUAGAAGACACCUUACUAGGCCAAUAUGUCAAAAAUGGUAAUAAGCCGGGUUACCUAGACGACGAAACCGUUCCCAAGGGAAGCCUAUGUCCUACAUUUGCAGCAAUGGUACUUUGGAUUGAUAAUGAAAGAUGGGCUGAUGUGCCAUUUAUACUCAAGGCUGGUAAAGCGGUUGACAAUGCCAAGGUUGAAAUCCGUAUCCAGUUCAAGAAAUUGCACGGUAGCCUAUUCCAUGGAGUCGCACGCAAUGAGUUGGUGUUCCAUGUACAACCUGGUGAGGCAGUCUAUAUGAAAUUUAACAAUAAGUGCCCUGGCUAUUCCAAUGAGAGCAUGGUGACCGAAUUAGAUCUUACCUAUCGAUCUCGCUACAAGAAUCUAAAGGUACCGGAGGCUUACGAGACAUUGAUAUUGGAUGUCAUGCGAGGUGAUCAUUCUAACUUUGUUCGCCACGAUGAAUUGUUUGCUGCAUGGUCUAUAUUCACACCUUUAUUACAUUUAAUUGAAAAGGAAAAGGUCAAGCCAGAGCCUUAUCCUUAUGGAUCUCGUGGUCCCGAGAAAUUGGACAAAUUUGUACGAAAAUACGGUGUUGAAAGACUGGCACAUGAAAAUUAUCAAUGGCCGUUACAAAGCCUCGAGAAUUAG
Messenger RNA from Mucor mucedo, 3381 nucleotides. RefSeq names its product glucose-6-phosphate dehydrogenase. NCBI's taxonomy places the organism in Eukaryota, Fungi, Mucoromycota, Mucoromycetes, Mucorales, Mucoraceae. Gene Ontology annotation, molecular function: glucose-6-phosphate dehydrogenase activity; NADP binding. Gene Ontology annotation, biological process: glucose metabolic process; pentose-phosphate shunt, oxidative branch. The record is from RefSeq and is a predicted model, not a curated record. The transcript has 5 exons. Bases 151 to 3381 code for a protein of 1076 amino acids. Gene Ontology annotation, cellular component: cytosol.